AUGAGCGACAGUCUGACUCAGCUGCAAGAUGCUGUUGAUCAGCUCGCGCAGCAAUUUGUCGCAAGUCUGCACUUUGUCCAUCGCCGACACGAUCUCGAGACCCUGGGCCCGAAUGACAAGAUUCGCGAUGUCAAGCAGGAGCCAAACCAGAAAGAAGUUGACCCUCUCCCCGCAGACGAAUUCGCAGCCGGUUUGAACGAACUCUCGCGCGAUCUCGUAUUCAAAGAGCAGCAGAUUGAGUAUCUGAUUUCGCUUCUGCCGGGCUUGAAUAACAGCGAGCAAGAUCAAGAGAGAGCCAUCAAGGACCUCGAGGAGGACCUGAAAGCGGCAGAGGCCGAGAGACAAGAAGCGCUAAAGGAGCGCGACGCGAUCCUGACGCAACUGGACUCGGUGAUUUGCAGCAUCCGACGACCUUAG
Messenger RNA from Beauveria bassiana ARSEF 2860, 417 nucleotides. RefSeq names its product RNA polymerase II transcription mediator. NCBI's taxonomy places the organism in Eukaryota, Fungi, Ascomycota, Sordariomycetes, Hypocreales, Cordycipitaceae. The record is from RefSeq and is a predicted model, not a curated record. Gene Ontology annotation, molecular function: transcription coregulator activity. Gene Ontology annotation, biological process: regulation of transcription by RNA polymerase II. The coding region runs from base 1 to 417 and encodes 138 amino acids. Gene Ontology annotation, cellular component: mediator complex. The transcript is spliced from 3 exons.